This is a messenger RNA of Hylaeus volcanicus, 1898 nucleotides long. RefSeq names its product protein dimmed-like. Gene Ontology annotation, molecular function: protein dimerization activity. The record is from RefSeq and is a predicted model, not a curated record. The transcript has 3 exons. Lineage: Eukaryota; Metazoa; Arthropoda; Insecta; Hymenoptera; Colletidae. Bases 760 to 1218 code for a protein of 152 amino acids.
GUGCCAUUUACUUUGAAUAUUUCUUGCUACCCUGAUCGAGGGGGGUAGCGUGAUUAUAGAAUGAUAGAAUGAACCGCGUGGGCGAAUUACGUCAUACGCCCACCUGUAGCCGCGCACACGUACAAAGCUACAUAUGUAUUACAUAAUAGGUAUACGUUAAAAAUGUAAUUCUUAUACGUUACUUAAAUUCUUUCAUAUUAGAAUAUACAUAUUAACAUACUUGCAAUUUAUACAAUCACAGUUUAAAUACGGGUAGUUGUAACUUUGAGAUUUCAUCAUUUUUACACAUUAUAAAUAAUGAACUACAAUUUCACAAAGUAUCAUUAAUUGUUAAUUUAAUGAACAUUAUACUGUGAUCGAAAUGACACUAGACACGUAGACUUAUUUGAUACAAAUAUUAUACUGUAAAAUAAUUUUAUUAAGACGUUGCGAAAAAUUUAUUAAGAAAAGGUCACAGGGUAGAUCGCAUAGUUCCCGGGGGUGGAAGGCUGUUUCGGCCGCACCCCGGCGUCGCGACGUCAGUCGUCGUUCCAACGUGGCUCAACAAGUACACGCGGUACCGUGCAAUUAGUUCAAAUACUCGAAAAUGUAUUAUAUCAUAUAAUUUACUAUUACCUUAUUUAAAUCACAAAUACAUCGAAGAAGAGCUCAACGAAAAUUGAAAAUAAUAAAAAAUUAAAUUAUAUUAUCGGUCUAAUGCUUCAUUUGUUGAUUAAUCAUCAACAGUAAUCAUUCAAUUAUCAAAUUGAAUAUUUUUUAAUGAGAUCCAAAGUAAUGAACGGUGAUAACUGGGAGGAAAAAUGGCCAAAACAACAAUCACAAGCUAGAAAAUCAGUACAAUCGAAUAGAAAGAGAACUGAGAAGUCAGGUUUGAAAUUAUCAAAACCAUCUAGAGGAUCUACACCUAGAGAAAGAACCCUUAGAAGAUUGGAAAGUAAUGAAAGAGAAAGAAUGAGAAUGCACAGUUUGAAUGAUGCUUUUCAGUCUUUACGUGAAGUUAUUCCACAUGUAACCAAAGAAAGACGACUAUCAAAAAUUGAAACCUUAACUUUAGCAAAGAAUUACAUAGCAGCCCUCACAGAUGUGAUAUGUGCAAUGAGAAAUGAAGAGAAAACUAUAAAUCAACAGGCUGAGAUUCCUGAAUCUCAUGAAUCAUCCAAUAACAAAACUAAAUGCCUAAAUAUGAAUAUUCCAAUUCCUUCGAAAUCCUGUAGUUAGGGAAGCUUUAUUUUUUAUGUGAAUAACCAUUCAUAGGAUAUGGCAAUUCUAAAAACAGUACAGGCUUCUGAAAUGACAAAUAUUUAAAAAUUUUAAUUCAUUACAGUGUUAUGAUUGUUUGAGAGCCACAUUACUUGAAUUUCUUAUCAAAACUCUAGUAUGAAGUAUCUCAUAAAAAUGCAUAAAGGUAAUGUCAAAAUAAAUUAAAUAAUUAAUGAAUCAAUGCUGAAUUUCGAUAUUGUUUACUUCAAUUUUAGUACUAUUUAAUAAGUAUUAUAGAAACUAUUGUGCCAAAAAAUGCUAGUAUUUUCAUAAAACAAAGCAGUAUUUUAGUAUUAAAAGAUGUCAGUAUUAUUGUGUAUAUGUAUUAUAUAAAGAUAUUGUACUCCAAUUAUUUUGUAACUAUAAAAUGCAUGGUAUAUUGUUCCAAAUAUUGAAAUAAAUACUAUCAACCCUCGGAUGUCGAACAUGGGUAAUUUUUUACUCGGGAUUUGACACAUAAUUGAAUCAAAAAUUUAAUUUGAAGUACAUUCCGGAUUGUAAGAUUGUAGUAUAAGUAAAAAAUGAGCCAUGUCCGUCGUCCGCGGAUUAUUGCAGUAAUUAUAAUCUAAAAUACAAUUUUAUUUAUGUAAAGAUAAAUGGAAAAUUUAUAAAGCAUAAUAAUAUAAUUUGUUAAAUGA